Messenger RNA from Oryza sativa Japonica Group (Japanese rice), 4369 nucleotides. RefSeq names its product ABC transporter B family member 9. Lineage: Eukaryota; Viridiplantae; Streptophyta; Magnoliopsida; Poales; Poaceae. Gene Ontology annotation, cellular component: membrane. Gene Ontology annotation, biological process: transmembrane transport. The record is from RefSeq and is a predicted model, not a curated record. Gene Ontology annotation, molecular function: ATP binding; ATP hydrolysis activity; ABC-type oligopeptide transporter activity.
GCGCAAAACAACCCCCCGACCCGGCUCAUUGCUACGCGUACACGCAGUUGCGUACACGAGAGGGGAACGGAGGAGGACGAACGACAUCGGCUUAGAAAAACCCCCCACCGAGAGCCCCAGGGGGCAGUACUAGGCACACGCCCAUGCACCACCACCUCGUUCCAGGUCUCGCGCCGCAGCACACCAACAACCCUGGGCCGCCGCGAGGCGAGGCGUGAGGAGGUGGUGGAGUGGUGGUGGUGGUGAAGCGGGGACGACCGAUCGGUGUACCGCGGAGGUAGAUGGCCGGAGGAGGGGGAGGCGGCGGCGAUGGGGGUGGGGGAGCGGGUGCGGGCGGCGGCGGCGGCGGCGGCGCGAAGAGGGUGCCGAUGCGGCGGCUGUUCACGUUCGCGGACCGGCUGGACGCGGCGCUGAUGGCGGUGGGGGGAGUGGCGGCCGUGGCGAACGGGGUGGCGAUGCCGUUCCUCGCGUUCCUCAUCGGCGAGCUCGUCGACGCGUUCGGCGCCGCCGACCGCGCCCACGUCGUGCACGUCGUCUCCAAGAUUUCUCUCAGAUUUACAUAUGUGGCAAUUGGCUCUGGAAUAGCAGGAUUUCUUCAGGUGUCAUGCUGGAUGGUGACUGGUGAAAGGCAAGCUGCACGCAUCCGUGGGCUGUACCUUGAGGCGAUACUUAGACAAGAUAUUACAUUCUUUGAUUUGGAGACAUCAACCGGAGAAGUUACUGAAAGGAUGUCUAGCGACACAGUGUUGAUCCAAGAUGCCAUUGGAGAAAAAGUGGGUAAGUUUCUCCAACUGCUAUCAACAUUUCUUGGUGGAUUCAUAAUAGCAUUUGCAAGAGGCUGGCUUCUGUCCCUAGUUAUGUUGUCAAGUAUCCCUCCUGUUGCACUUGCUGCUGCAGCCAUGUCAAUUGCCAUAUCAAAGCUAGCAAACCGUUCCCAGCUGGCCUAUGCUGAAGCAGGGAAGCUGGUUGAGCAGACAAUAGGAUCAAUUAGAACUGUGGUAUCUUUCACUGGUGAGAGGAGAGCAACUGACAAAUACAAUGAAUUCUUAAAAAUAUCAUAUAGAUCAGCUGUUCACCAGGGCGCGGCUAUGGGACUCGGAAUUGGUUCAGUUAUGUUUAUUGUUUUCUGUAGCUAUGGGUUAGCGGUAUGGUACGGUGCAAAGCUGAUUAUUGAAAAGGGUUAUACUGGGGGAUAUAUCAUUAAUGUAUUGAUGGCCAUCAUGAGUGGUGCAAUGGCACUUGGUCAGAGUUCUCCAUGCUUAAAUGCUUUUGCAUCUGGACAGAUUGCGGCUUACAAAAUGUUUGCAACAAUCAAUAGGGAACCUGAGAUUGAUGCCAGUGAUAGGAGUGGCCUUGUAUUGGAGAAUUUUGUUGGAGAUGUUGAGUUCAAAGAUGUCCAUUUCAGUUACCCUGCAAGGCCUGAGCAACUGAUCUUCACUGGCUUCUCAAUUAGCAUUCCAAGUGGCAUGACAAUGGCAUUGGUUGGUGAAAGUGGAAGCGGGAAAUCUACUGUGAUUAGUUUGGUCGAAAGGUUCUAUGACCCACAAUCAGGUGAAGUUCUUUUGGAUGGUGUUAAUAUGAAAUUGCUAAAUCUUAGCAGGAUAAGACAGAAAAUAGGGCUUGUCAGCCAAGAGCCUAUUCUUUUCACAACUACCAUCAGAGAAAAUAUAGAGUAUGGAAAGAAAGAUGCAUCAGAGGAAGAAAUCAGGAGAGCAAUUGUCCUUGCCAAUGCUGCGAAGUUCAUCGAUAAGCUACCAAAUGGACUAGAUACAAUGGUUGGUGAGCAUGGCACACAGCUAUCUGGUGGACAGAAACAAAGAAUUGCAAUUGCAAGAGCAAUUUUGAAGGACCCUAGGAUACUACUUCUUGAUGAAGCUACAAGCGCCCUUGAUGCUGAAUCUGAGCAUGUAGUUCAGGAUGCACUCAAUAAUAUCAUGGUUAACAGGACCACCAUAAUUGUAGCCCAUCGCCUGAGCACAGUGAGAAAUGCUGAUACAAUAUCUGUGCUACAUCGUGGACAACUUGUGGAACAAGGACCUCAUGCUGAGUUGAUAAAAUAUUCCAAUGGAGCAUACUAUCAACUUUUACAGCUUCAAGAGGUAAACGCGAGAAGGAAUGGAACUUAUGAACUUGACCCCAAUAGGCUAUCUGAUGUUGCAAACAGACUAUCUGAUGUUGCAAACAGACUAUCUGAUGCUGCGAACAGACUAUCUGAUGCUGGAAAUUUUGUAAGUCGACAUAGCAUUAGAAAGCUAUCCUUUGAGAGAUCUAUGAGCAGACAUUCGUCACUGGGUGGAAGCAGAAGGAAUUCACAGACAUAUGCAUUGACUGAAGAUGAAAUCGAAGGGUGUGAUGACACGAAGUCUGGCAAGAAUGUACUUAGGCGCUUACUACACCUUCAUAAGCCUGAAACUGCAAUCCUUCUGUUAGGAUGCAUUGCCGCCUCCGCCAAUGGAGCUAUACUUCCAGUGUUUGGCCUGUUGCUUUCAAGUGCCAUCAACGCAUUCUAUGAACCACCACACAAACUGCGAAAAGAUUCAGUGUUCUGGGCAGAAAUAUACGUGAUCUUGGGUGUUGUAUCCAUCUUUAUCAUACCAGUGCAACACACUUUGUUCAACAUGGCAGGUGGGAAGCUUAUCGAGCGUAUACGUGCCUUAUCAUUUAGUCGGGUUGUUUACCAGGAUAUUGGAUGGUUUGAUGACCCUCUGAACAGCAGUGGCGCAAUAGGUGCUAGGCUAUCCGCAGAUGCCGCAUCCGUCAAAAGCAUUGCUGGAGAUGUUUUAUCAUUGAUCGUUCAAAGUAUAAGCACUGCUCUUGUCGGCAUUGUAAUAGCUAUGAUUGCAAACUGGAAGCUAGCAUUCAUAGUCUUGUGCUUCGUUCCCUGUGUAUUUGCGCAGAGUUAUGCUCAAUCAAGGUUAAUGAGGGGAUUUGGUGCUGAUGCAAAGGAAAUGUAUGAACAAGCGAGCACAAUUGCUAGUGAUGCCAUCAGUAACAUUAGAACUGUCACUUCAUUCUGUGUAGGAGAGAAGAUAAUUGAAAGCUACCGAAAUAAAUGCAAAGGUCCUGUGAAGAAAGGAGUCCGUCAGGGAGCUAUAAGUGGUGUGGGUUAUGGAUUCUCAUUUGCCUUGCUCUUCUGCUUUUAUGCUGUAUCGUUUUAUGUCGGAGCACGCUUUGUACACAAUGGAACAGCUGACGUUGGGGAAGUUUUUAAGGUCUUCUUUGCUUUAACAAUGAUGGCUGUUGGAGUUUCACAAUCGAGUUCUCUUGCUCGGGAUUUUAGCAAAGUGCAAGAUGCGGCAGCCUCCAUUUUUAAGAUUAUAGAUAGGAAAUCCAAGAUAGAUGCAAGCUCAGAUGAUGGAAUGGCUCCAGAGAAAAUUGAGGGGAAUAUAGAGUUUCAGCAUGUGAGCUUCAAGUAUCCAGCUCGAACUGACGUGCAGAUCUUCACAAAUUUGUGCUUGAGGAUCCCAUCUGGCAAGACUGUUGCGCUUGUUGGUGAAAGCGGAAGCGGUAAAUCAACAGUGGUAGCCUUGCUAGAGAGGUUCUAUGACCCUGACUCUGGCGCCAUCUUUCUAGACGGCAUGGACCUUAAGACCCUCAAGCUCACCUGGCUCAGGCAGCAGAUAGGGCUAGUGGGCCAAGAACCGGUUCUCUUCAACGGCACCAUCAGAGCAAACAUCGCCUACGGCAAGCAGGAUCAGGUGUCCGAGGAGGAGAUCGUCGCUGUCGCCGAGGCCGCCAACGCCCACCGCUUCAUCUCCUCGCUCCCGCACGGGUACGACACCAGCGUCGGCGAGCGUGGCGUGCAGCUCUCCGGCGGGCAGAAGCAGCGGAUCGCCAUCGCGCGGGCGAUCCUCAAGGACCCCAAGGUGUUGCUCCUGGACGAGGCGACGAGCGCGCUGGACUCUGAGUCGGAGCGCAUCGUGCAGGAGGCUCUGGACAGGGUGAUGGUCGGGCGGACAACGGUGAUCGUGGCGCACCGGCUGUCGACCAUCACCGGCGCCGACAAGAUCGCCGUCAUCAAGAACGGCGUCGUUGCCGAGGAAGGCCGGCACGGGCGGCUGCUGCGCUUGCCCGGUGGAGCUUAUGCGUCCCUUGUUGCCUUGCAGUCUAGCAGUUCGUGAUUCGUGAACUGAUAUGCAUACUGCUAGCUAUUGCUUCCUAGGACGAGUUUUCUUUCCGAAAUUUUAUUGACAUUCCACGCCGUAGUUUAAUCCAAAAACAAAAUGACCACGUUGUUCUUUUAGUUAUAAAGAGGGUCUUCAGCAUGUUUAAAAUGUUAUGGAAGUAUGCCAAUAUGGUGUUCUAUAAUCUAGACCCGUGUCAUGAUGUUACAGGCCCUUCUUUCAUGACAUGAUUUAAUUUUUUUUUA